Molecule: messenger RNA, 1842 nt
Organism: Lagopus muta (rock ptarmigan)
Lineage: Eukaryota; Metazoa; Chordata; Aves; Galliformes; Phasianidae
Gene: HOXA11
Product: homeobox A11
Exons: 3
Coding region: 608-1369 (253 amino acids)
Biological process (GO): regulation of transcription by RNA polymerase II; anatomical structure development
Cellular component (GO): nucleus
Molecular function (GO): RNA polymerase II cis-regulatory region sequence-specific DNA binding; DNA-binding transcription factor activity, RNA polymerase II-specific
Source: RefSeq, a predicted model, not a curated record
UGUGACCCGGGGUGUACUGGGGAGGAACGGACGGGUGUCCCGUGAUCAAAAACACUUGGAUUUUUUUAUUUUUUUCCCCUCUCUUUCUCUUGCGGUGGGAUUCGAUGGAAUUAGACAGCAUUUUAGCCUCCUGCCAUCAUCUUGUUUGUGUGCAAAUCGACAUCGGAAAGCAUAGGGGACCGGGAGAAACAGAGAGAGGGAAAAUAAACAGCUCUGACAGCAGUGAUAAUAACGGCAACGAUCCUAAUUAGCCCGUGGUAUCGCUGCGUUUUGCAAUCAGGCUGGAGCUGGCAGGAAGGACGCUGUGCCCUAAUGGCUACACUUCUCUUCGUUCAAAGGCAGGCAAACAGCAACUAGAGCAACAAAAUAAAAAAUAUGUAUAUAAAUCCAAACCAGCAGAGACCCGAGUCAAUGGGAGAUCGAGAAGGAAUGUUUUGUGGACCGGGGAUAUUUAAGCAGUAGGGGAGAAAACAAAAAAAUGUGCGCUCCAUCCUCACUGCUGCGGAGGUCUCCAGCCCAGCGCAGGAUCCUAGCUGUCAGCCUCUGCGGGGAUUGAUCUUUGCACAGAGAGACACGUCAGGAUGCCGGGACCCCGUCUUCUCGCCCUAUGACAUACUCCUACUCCUCCAACCUGCCCCAGGUCCAACCCGUGAGAGAAGUGACCUUCAGGGAAUAUGCCAUUGAUCCCUCCAGUAAAUGGCACCCCCGGAACAACCUGCCCCACUGCUACUCCGCAGAGGAGAUCAUGCACAGAGACUGCUUGCCUUCCACCACCACCGCCAGCAUGGGCGAGGUGUUCGGCAAAAGCACCGCGAACGUCUACCACCACCCCAGCGCCAACGUCUCCUCCAAUUUCUAUAGCACGGUGGGCAGGAACGGGGUCCUGCCGCAGGCUUUCGACCAGUUUUUCGAGACGGCGUACGGCACGGCGGAGAACCCGUCCUCCGCGGACUAUCCGCCGGACAAGAGCGGCGAGAAGGCGCCCACGGCCGCCGGGGCGACGGCGGCAACUUCAAGUUCGGAGGGCGGCUGCGGCGGGGCGGCGGCGGCGGGGAAGGAGAGGCGGAGGCGGCCGGAGAGCGGCAGCAGCCCCGAGUCAUCUUCCGGCAACAAUGAGGAGAAAUCCGGCAGCUCCAGUGGACAACGGACCCGUAAAAAGAGAUGCCCCUACACCAAAUAUCAGAUUAGAGAGCUAGAAAGGGAAUUCUUCUUCAGUGUCUACAUAAACAAAGAGAAACGCCUCCAGCUCUCCCGAAUGCUCAAUCUGACCGACCGCCAAGUAAAAAUAUGGUUUCAAAACAGAAGAAUGAAAGAAAAAAAAAUUAACAGGGACCGAUUACAAUAUUACUCAGCUAAUCCACUACUCUAAAACUCGUAGCGUUUUUCAAGACGAGAUUAAAUUCAGAUUUUGCCCUUGACAAGGUCAAGCCACGAGGUUACGUGGAGGAAGGAGGUGUGUAUCUGACGGGACUCGAAGAACCCGAGGUUUUCCAUACAUGUAAAUCUGCUCUGGACCUUCCAUGAUGGUUUAUUGUUUUGUCUAUAUAUUUACGUUCCAACUGGAAUCGGUUUGAUUUUGCCACACGUGGCGUCCAUCCAUUUCCACCGCGCGCGUCACCUCCGAGCGCCCGGCCCACGCCUCUCACCUUCCCGCACCGCGUUGGGCAGAUCCGGGAGGGGACAGGGCUGUCCCCGUGUCCCGCUGCCCCCUCGGAGCGUGGCGUGGGCACCGGCACAGCGAGCGGCCGCAGCCAGGACGCAAACUUUGGGAAAUGAUCUCUCGUCCUUCCCGGAAGGAAAAUGUCUGUGGUUGAGGCAGUGCGCCAUUGCCCAUGGGUUUGA